AUGCCACCUCGCUCAAGGACCGUCAAGGGUGUCAAGAGCGUCAGGUUUGCUGACACUCCCGAAUCUGCAUCGUUCCGACCAACCGGGACUGGAACGCUAGCUCGCCGCUUUGGCCUGCUGUUUGCCGCCAUACUCACGCUCGUCGUCCUAUCCGUCAUCCGUAUCAACCCCACGUCCUUAUCGGCCAAGCUUGGCGAGGGCGAAAACAUCGUGGAUUAUGAUAGACCAGACGAUGACUUGCAAUUCUGCGCGUCCAGUGUACCCCGCGGUGCGCGUCCCCCGGCACCUGUCAACCCGUGGGCGCAGCUCAGCAUGUACGAGCUCGUCGACGUGCAGUCCUGGCUCACCCAACCCGGGCUCGGCCUCAACCUCAGCUCUGUCGACGAGCUGCACCCGGCACUGAACUACAUCUACAUGAUCAGCCCAUACCCACCGUCUAAGGCCGAUGCGCUUGCGUACCUCGAGGAUCCCUCUGAGAAUACCAUCCCCGAGAGGCAUGCCCGCGUCACUAUUCAUCACGGUGGAGUGGAAUACCCAGUUAUCAGGGAUUAUCUCUUGGGCCCGCUGCCUACCAAUGAGAAAACGCGGUUGAGGCCGUUGGAGGACAUAUACCACAACGAGAUCAAGUUCAAUGCACGAGGGGUGGACGUUAAGGACUGGAACCUGGGAAACUUUAUCAAGAAGGUCACCGAGCCUAUCAAGGAGGCGAUGCAGGUCCUCCUUGGUGGUGCCCCAAAUGAUGGGAUUGUCCCUGCCGGAAGCGGACCGUUCAGCUUUGACGGAUCGUUCAGGCGCAUGUGGAUGGGCUGGAAGAGGGAUACAUCAGGCUUCUUUAUGCACCCGUUGAACCUUUUCCAAUACGUUGACUUCAGUGGAUCUGACCCCUCUCUGUGGAAGUUGUCGAAGCUCGUUUAUGAUGGACAAGUUUUCUCCAACACCACCGAGUUCAUGGAUGCCUUUCACAAUGGCGAGCUCAAUCCCGUCCCCACUAUUUCGCCAGAAGAAUCAGAUCUGUCGUGGAGCACGCGUGUUCGCAAGGGCCCUAAACGCGACCUCGAUGAUCUACCUGGUCCCCGUGCAGUCUCGUUCGGUGGCGUAAGGUUUAGGGUUGACCAAGCUACUCAAUACGUCAGCUGGAUGGGCUGGGGAAUGUAUCUUAGUUUUGACAGAGACAUCGGCUUGAGCCUGUGGGAUAUCAGAUUUAGAAACGAGAGGAUCGUCUACGAGCUGGCUCCGCAGGACGCUCUAGCGCAAUAUGCUGGGAACGAUCCAUUUCAAUCAACGACGGCUUGGCUUGAUCGCUACUUUGGCAUUGGUCUUGCCGUGCGGGACAUGCUCCCUGGCUAUGACUGCCCUCAUGAAGCUGUGUUCUUGCCCGCAACUACUUAUUCAUCCGCCGGUAUAUUCUCUCGCCAGAAGGGCAUCUGCGUGUUUGAGCAAGAUAGUGGCCGGCCUAUAACCAGACACCUGGGCUAUGAGAAGAACGAAUUUGGUGCAGUCAAAGGCUACGAGCUUGUCGUCAGAAGCAUUGCGACGCUUGGCAAAAUGAAAUUUGCGUUGAUUUUCGAUUAUAUCUUUCACCUGGAUGGAACCAUUGAAGUACGCGUCUCUGCGUCCGGUUAUUUGCAAGCAGGCUAUUACAACCCUGAUGCCCUAGAUUAUGGAACUAGGAUCUGGGAGACCACAAUGGGAAGCCUUCACGAUCACGUCAUCAAUUUCAAGGUCGACCUCGAUGUUGCGGGAACCUCGAAUUCCUUCCAGAAGACCACGCUGAGCCAAGAAGAAAUAGACCAGCCUUUCUACGACGAAGAUUGGGGGAGCACCACUAUCCAGCAGCGAAUCGACCGGGAAUUUAUCGAGACCGAGGAUGAUGCUCGGGUCAAGUACCCAACGAAUUUCCAGGGAGGAUACUCGAUAGUGAAUCAGGAGGAGAAGAACAAGUGGGGUCACGCUCGAGGGUAUUCCAUUCACCCCGGUUAUUCUCCUAUCCACAGCACUCUUGUUGGCUCCAAGCGCCUGCUGAAGAACGCGGAUUGGGCACAAUACAACCUCGCCGUCUCCCGUCGCAAGGAGACGGAACCAUCGUCAAGCAGUAUGUGGAAUAUGAAUCUACCUGGCGCUCCGCCUGUGGACUUUGCUCAGUUCUUCGACGGCGAGAGCCUCUCUCAGGAAGACCUCGUAGCGUGGAUCAACAUAGGGAUGCAUCAUUUGCCCCAAGCCGAAGACGCGCCCAGCACACGCACGAAUACGGCAACAUCAAGCUUCUUCCUCUCUCCGCUUAACUACUUUGACCACGACGUGUCGAUCGAGUCCAUGAACGCGAUCCUACUCAACAUGCCCACGGAGCCCGGCGCGCCGUUCACGUACGACGACUAUGGCGUCAAGCCGCUGCAGUGCGUCCCGCCUGCGGUGCCGCCGUUCACCUAUGAGGCGAUGCAGAUUUUCGAUCUGGAGGGCAAGGAGGUCCCUGCGGCAAGCGUUGGGGAGCUGAGGAAGGCAUCGGAGCUGUAUCAUCGUAUUCAGGUGGAGCUUUAGAGGUCAACAAUUGGGCACUUCUACAUGACUAUGAGCUGAGUUUGGAUAGAGGAUCUAUGCGCGCUGUUGUUGGCUUAGACUUGCUAUUGUGUAUCAUUUAUGUGGAAUUACUACAAUGUAUCAAAAUUUAUCGUGCAAUGAGCCUAC
Messenger RNA from Coniophora puteana RWD-64-598 SS2, 2682 nucleotides. Its product is annotated as amine oxidase catalytic domain-containing protein. Bases 1 to 2535 code for a protein of 844 amino acids. Gene Ontology annotation, molecular function: quinone binding; primary methylamine oxidase activity; copper ion binding. Gene Ontology annotation, cellular component: plasma membrane. NCBI's taxonomy places the organism in Eukaryota, Fungi, Basidiomycota, Agaricomycetes, Boletales, Coniophoraceae. The record is from RefSeq and is a predicted model, not a curated record. Gene Ontology annotation, biological process: amine metabolic process. The transcript has 10 exons.